AUGGCUGACUAUUGGAAAUCAAAUCCACGUCAUUAUUGUAAAUUUUGUAAAUGUUGGUUGGCUGAUAACAAAAUUAGUGUCGAAUUCCAUGAAAAAGGAAAUAAACAUAAAGAAAACGUUAAAUUAAGAAUUGAAUUAAUAAGAAAAACAAGUUUACAAAAAGAAAAAGAUGAUAAAAAACAUACUUUAACAAUAGCUAAAAUUGAACAAGCAGCAUUAGUGUCAUUUCAAAAAGAUGUUGCUAAAAAUCCACAUGCUGCCUCACAAUAUGGUGUUGAUACGGAUCAGAUUUAUAAACACUUACAACAACAACAAGAUGGAUUACAACCAAAUUUACCAUCAAAAUUAAAACGUCCACUAAAUGAACCCGUACGUAUAACAUGUAAAAAACCGAAAUUUGUCCUAAAGACACCAACGCCUAAACCUACAUUUAUUUCAAGUGCCGAGGCGGCUAGUGGAACUCAACAUAAAGAAGACGAGACCAAAAUAGUUGAAGAAGAACCCGCAAUAGAGGAAGUACCAGUGAACGAUGGAACGUGGUAUGAAACAAAAACAGAUGGUGGACAACCUUAUUAUUGGCACGACAAAACUGGCGAAACAACGUGGACGAUGCCGAACAAAUAUAUCUCUAUCGCUCAACAACAGGCAUAUUCUUCUGUGUGA
Messenger RNA from Didymodactylos carnosus, 663 nucleotides. NCBI's taxonomy places the organism in Eukaryota, Metazoa, Rotifera, Eurotatoria, Philodinida, Philodinidae. The record is from the annotation of a GenBank genome assembly.